Molecule: messenger RNA, 4068 nt
Organism: Schistosoma spindalis
Lineage: Eukaryota; Metazoa; Platyhelminthes; Trematoda; Strigeidida; Schistosomatidae
Source: the annotation of a GenBank genome assembly
AACUCAAGGUCGUCUGAGGCAAAAUAUCAGGCAAAUUUGAUCGUCUGACUUCAUGUUUAACUUCGAGUUGGAUUAUGUCCGAAUUACCGUAUUGUAUUGUGUAUUAUAUAACACUUAUGUUUGAUCAAGUGUUGUGAUCCUUGUUUCUUUUUACAUAAGAGACACAUAUUUAUUGCCUUUUACUGUCGUUUGUGUAUAAACGAUACUGUGCAUAGUUGAUACUUUCCAAUCUCCCUAUUUCGGGAAAAAUUUUGUCCGUUUUAGGUAAGAUUUGAGAAAGCCGCUACAAAAAUAUCUGGAGAAAUGACGAAACCUCAAAAUUUUCCCAGGCCUGAGGAAAAUCCAAAAAGUUAUGUGGAAAUAUACGGUUUUCCCCAAUAUUUCUCCAUAAUCUUAUGACACCUCGGUAAUUUAAACUACCAAAUUUCUUAAGACUUCGGGGAAAAUCCCGAAGUUUACCCAAAAUAGCAAGGUUGUGUUCCUAAACAACCAAUGGAGAGGAAAUAUAUUUCCUUUAUAAAGGAAUGCAAGGUGGAGAUAAAGUUUACAUUUCGUUAGAAAAUAGAAGAAAAAUAAUGGGGAAACGCGCCAGUGUCCGCCUUUUCGCUUGUCGUGGGGAAAUGAUGCAGAAUUUACUUCUUUUCGUUCCGAAUGUCGCUGAGUUCUCUACUUUUGUUUAAAUACACCUCAUUGUCCAUUUUUUGCCUAACUACAUACAUGUAUAUACGCAUACAUACAAUAUAAACAGAAAAUCUGACAAUGGAAAGCCAUGACACACUCCACUUGAGGUAGACGAUUCCGGUAAACCUCGUCAUAAACUCUGAUUCGACCAGUAGUGUCAGAGUAAAGAACCUUCACGAGGUUAAUAUACUUCUUUGGUACACCUUUCAGUGAUAAACUCGGUCACAAAACCUCUCAGUCGACAAAGUCAAAUGCUUCCUUGUGGUCAUGAAAUACAAUUAUAUUUGUUCGCCAGUAAGUAUGCCUGUGUUGCAAGAUCUCACGAAAAGUGAAUAUUCAGUCCAUGCAUUCACGUUCCCGUGUGAAACUAUCGUGAUGUUCCUGAGUUCACUUCUGACUAGUUCUAGUUAAGCGUCAGGUGAUUAUAGAUACAAAUAUUUCAAACACUGUUAGUCGAGCUGACUUGUUUGUGGUUGUCACAAGAAGAUUGCUAUCCUUUUUUAUAAACUGAAAAUCAGCGACCAAGAUCAGUCACAAUGGAGUACAUCCUACUCCCAAACUCUUACUAGUAUUCCAGUCAUUCUAGCUGAUCAGAGUUCAAGCUUGUGAUUGGAAAGAAAUUUCGGUCUUUUGUCAAACCUUCCAAAAGAUGGGUGAUGGUGAUAUGACCUAUUUGUGUCCACCGUUGUGUUGAUUUCGGAAUGUACCAGUUCACACUCUAUCUCUUGUUAUUUCCAAAGUUUGUAGUUGCUAGGACUAAGCGGUUGUUUGAGCGUAGUUAGAGGAGACGGUCACCGUUAUCUGCUGCGUUUUCCUGUUAUGCCCUCAGGCACAAUGAAGUAUUUUUCAGUUUGGUUUAGCGUACGGAUGUGUGCGUUACAGUGAUCUGCUACUACUAUUUUGUAAGAGUGCCUGGUUUCUUUGGUGUCGUAAAGUUUUUUUGUAAAAGUCCUUUAGUACUCCAUCUAAGGUAAAGUUAUCGGAACUUUGGCAGAAAGUGUGGUUUGUCAGUAUAUUUCAGCGUUCCUACUAUACUGUUGAGAUGGACAGUAAAUAAGCGAAGUUACUAACUGUAUUUGGCGAUUUGUGUAUGUAAAUUUCUUAAUGUUAAAAGUAUAAAAUUAUCCUGAAAAGAUUUUUUUUUGCAAAAAUGGUAUAAAAUUACUGUAACUGUAAAUUCAGAUUGUUUACUGUUGGUUGAGCAUAAUUCUCGUCAAUUUUUAUGUCAUUGUUCGUCUCUAGAUCAUUUAAGCCUUUGAACUGAAAUAAAAAUGGUUCGUAUUGAAUUCAUACGUAGAUUGCGACUAUUCACAGUUUUACCUCGAAUGUCAGAUUAUGACAAUCGAUUUGGUAUAACCAAACUAAUGAUGCCAGUUGUUUCACGUCCUGCUUCAUUUUUUUCUUUCAUCAAGUCGAAGCUUAAUGAAGCUUCCUCUAGUCAGUCUAAAGACUCUCAGAGUGUACCAAAUGACAGUGAGUGGUUGGAUGCGGUUCAAGAAGCUGAAAAAUCGGAAUUGUUACAUUUGAAAGAGUCUGAUACUAGUAUGACUAGGACAGAACUUCGAAAAUGGAAGAAACGUACAUUCCUUCAUAUUUUAGAAAUGUUUAUUCAACGAUCAGGACCAAGUCGUAAAGGAUUCACUUCAUUUAUUGAAAAUGCACUAAUUAAAAUGCCUGAAUAUGAAGUGGUCGAUGAUUUGGAUUGUUAUAAAGCAGUAAUUCGUUUAUUUCCUACUGGACGAAUGACUGUGAAACGUUUCUUACAAGCUGAUUUUGGUCAUUUCCCAAAACAACAACAAGUUAUGAUUGACGUAUUAAGUCAAAUGGCAAGAUAUCACGUCUUGCCAGAUGAUGAAGUUGGCCAAAUGAUUAUCGACGUUUUCGGUUGGCGUAAUCAUGCUAUGCGAACUUAUCGUCGUCUAAUGUAUUGGAUGCCUAAAUUGUAUUAUAGUAAUCCAUGGACAUUACCACAUCGAAUCGUUGACGAUCUUGAUUUAGAUCCCAUUAAAUUAGGCUGUUUAAUUGCUGAAAGAAUAUGCCCUGAUCGGAUGACAGAAUUCACUGUUGUACAGAUGUCUUCAUCUAAUCCUGAUAGACCAGAUUCACUUGUCAGUGCUCAAAGUCCUGAACAGCGUGCAUUACUAGCAUAUUGUACUAAUAAACAAAUUCACAAUGAUCAAAUGAAUAAUACUCAAUGUACAAAACCAACGAUUUAUUUAGAUGGACCACAUUAUGUUUGGUUUAGAAAUUUACAAGCUGCUUAUUACACCUUAUGGACAGAGAUCGAUGCUGAUCGAUUAAAAAAAGAAAUUAAUACAGUAAAAGUUAACCAAGUGCCAAAGCAUAGUGCAGACGAACCGUAUAAUCUUUCAUUCUUCAACUAUUCUAAUGAUAGUUCAAAUAUAGUAUUAAAUAGUUCCAAUUCACAAAAUGUAAAUCGCUCACUUUUUCCACAUAUGAGUCUUCUUCCUACAGUGAAUUCAACUGGUACUGAAUUGCAUCAUUCUAAUGAAGAUAAUAUUUUUACAAGAUUUAUAAGUAAGUGUGAACCAGAAUUUGAUAAACGUUGGCUUUCAAUUCGUCAAAGUCAUGUCUACAAAUAUUUACCAUCUAAUCUAUGUCAACAUGAACAAGGUGAGGGUACAAUACUUGCUGUUGGAGUUGUUGUACCUAAACCAGAUGCUUUGGAUAAUCAGAAAAAGUUAUAUGAUUGGGAAGUUUCUAACAGAAUUCAUCAUACAAAUUCAAAAGAUUGUAAACAACAAAAUCAAAAAGAAAGAUACAAUUUACCACAAAUCCCAUCACCUGCAUCUCCCGCACUUAUUCGACUUUGGUUAAGUGAACUACACGCUAAAAAUCCUUUCUUUGAUGAUGCUGCAUUAGUUAUUCGAGUUCCAAUGAAUAUUGAUCAAAGCCAAAAAUCUGAAAAUAAUAAUCGUACUGAUGAUGAUGAUUUACAUUCAGAGAAUCAAGAUAAGGAUAUUAAGUAUAAAUCGUAUUAUUAACGAGCACAUUACAUUGUGUAAAUAAAUUGUUUGCGUCUUUUCUUUUGAGUAAACAAUAAUAAUUAUGUUAAUUAAAAUGUACAUAUAAACCUUAAUGUUGAUUAUCAGUUUUGGACUAUUUUCCAUAUACUAGUGGAAUUAUUGUUAAAGCAUAUGCUUUUUCUUCAUGUAUUUUACACAUAAUACCUAUCCCUACCUGUUAGAGUAACAAUGAUCAAUCACAAGUGGGGACUGUGAUUUUGUGAUUGUUUAAUAUCUUAAUGAAUGUAUCCUAGUUUAAUUUAUUCAUAGUUUUGCAUUAAGACCAAUUGAUACUUUGUAAUUUGUCUUAUUUUUGUCUUGAUUUUAAGUUUUACUGAAAUAUACACUCAAGAUUAAAUAA